AUAUUUUCUUUAUUGGUUGAGAAAAGCUACUGUUAACUUGUUAUCUUACUCUUAAAAAGGUACAUCUAAUCUUGAUUAGUGCGUCAAUGUCAAACGGUACAGAACAUUGAUCACAUAGUUGAAUAUGUUUAUGGCUUUAUGCUUAAUGGUUUGAUCAACCAAAUAAAAUUAAGUUUGAUGCAAAUUCUGUUUGGAGUUUGGUUUACUUUAUAAUGUAAUGUGUAAUUGUGUAUGAUCUUAAAGUAUUUAAUUAAAAAAUGUUAAAUUCAUAUAAAGCCUUUGUUCUUUUUAUAAUAAUUUAAAAAAUUGUUUUUGGAUAAAUAAAUCUACCUUUUACUUGAAUAUUAUAAUGAGACACUGUUUAACCUUUUUUCAUGCACUGUUUAACUAAUUAUAUUUUACAAUCUAUUUUAUAAUGGUUGAAAUAUUUUGGUUUCUCUUUCUUACAAUUUAGUGAUCUACUAAGGAUUUCCUUUUUCUAUAAGAUGAAAAUAUUGCGGUUGGAAUGUUCAACUGAACUUGAUCACAUAUCUUGUUAUGCAAGAAACAAAACUUAUAAAACAUGGUGAAUUACAAAAAAAAAUCAUUAGUACUAUUUCAAAAUCUUCAUCGGUGGCCGAACAAAAUGUAUAUUUAGGAACUGAUUGAUGGAAAAAGUAACAAAAAUGAGUUCCGAGGUCUAUGUCGUGAAAGGUGCACCUGAGGAUGUAAAGACGAUCAAUGUUUCUGUUAAGGAUGUGAAGGGAGAAAUGACCAAGGAAGAUAAAGUUAUGAAGAAAGAAGAGGAGGAUACUACAUUUGAUGGUGGGUUCAUAAAAGUUGACAAAGAAGGGGUUGACACUAAGGAUGGUGAGAAAACAGAGAAGCAAGUUCCUAUUGAAAGGAGCUCAAGCAGUGAAAGUUCACAAAAAGAACUAUAUGAAUUGCAAGAAAAGGUGAAAGCACUCAAGGUGGAACUGAACCAGGAACUUGAGAAGAACAAAGCUUCUGAAACCCGGUCUGAACAAGAGUUAUUGGCUAUUAAAGAUCUUAAGGGUAAAGUCUCUGAACAGGAAAGCAUUAAUCUAAUGCUAAGGGAAAAACUCAAAGAGAAGGUCUUAUCUAAAGACCAAGAAGGAAUCAUCAGAACUGCGUAUGAGAAGUUGACCAAAGUGCUGAAAGAGAAAGAAGUUCAUGAAACAUCUGUAGCAGAGAUCACCCGUGAAGCAGCUAAAACAAAAGAGACCUGCAAUGAACUUGAAAAGAAACUGAAGAUUUCAGAUGAAAAGUUCUGCAAAACAGAUGCUCUACUGUCCCAAGCUUUGUCCAACAACUCUGAUCUUGAAAAGAAACUGAAAUCUCUGGUGGAGCAAGUAUCUCAACUAAAGUCUGCUUUGGCAGUGUCUAAAGAGGUGGAAAAAGAUUCUGCUAGACAGAUGCAAGAGUACCAAGAAAAGCUAACUAAACUGGAUUCUUCUCUAAACCAAUCAUCAGCAAGAAUCUCAGAUCUUGAAAAAGAUUUGAAAACUGCUUUGCAGAAAGGUGCAGAGCACGAAGAUCUUGGAAAAAUGAGUACUGAGCGCAGUGUUGAGCUUGAAGGUUUGUUUCAAACAUCACAGUCUGAGCUGGUGAAAUCAGAGGAGAAGCUGAAAUCAGCUGAAGAGAGACUUGAGAAGCAAGCAAGAGAAAUAGAUGAAGCUAACAGAAGAAGCACAGAGAUCAAAGAUUUGCAUAAGCACUCAGAUCUUAGCAUUCAGAAGGCGAUGAAGGACCUCAACAUCAUAGACACAGAGGCCAAGUCAUUGACCGAGAAAUCGAAACAUCUGAAAGAGAGAAUAAGAUUAUAUGAAGACAAGUUGGCUGAGGCAUCUGCUCACUCGUUUUCUUUAAAACACGAUCUUGAUAAGUCAUCCUUGGAGAAUGAGUUACUAUCAGAUACAAACAAUCAACUCAAGAUCAAGAUUCAAGAACUUGAAGGCUUUCUGGAUGCUCAGAAGGAAACCGCUACUGAAAGGUAUAAUCAGAGAGACAUAGAAGCUAAAGACUUGGCUACAAAGUUACAAUCCCAUGAAAACCUAAUUGAAGAACAUAAAAGCCAAGUUCUAAAAGUAUCUGAAGUUGCUGAUACUAGAAAAAUGGAGCUUGAAAAGGCUCUACUAAAACUCAAGACUUUUGAAGAUACAAUCAAAGAGCUUGAGAAAGAAAAUGGAUCUUUAGCUGAGGUGAAUCUAAAGCUGAACCAGGAGCUAGCCAAUCAUGGGUCAGACACCAGUGGUUUUCAGGAAAUGUUGUCUGCUUUAGAAGCUGAGAAAGACCAAACAGCAAAAGAGCUUGAGGCUUCAACGGAAGCUGUAGAAAAAUUAACAAACAAGCUUACUUCUGAAGAGAAAGAAGCGGUCUCUAAGAAGCAUUCAGAAUUGGAAGCUAGUCCACAAGAAGAGCUUGAAGCUAAGAAGUGUAUGAUCGUUCAUCUCGAAUCACUGUUGAAAGAUCUUGAACAGAAAGUGCAGCUUGCAGAUGCUAAAUCUAAGGAAACUGAGACUAUGGGAAAAGGAGAAGUAGAAGUUAAGUCUGGAGAUAUUGAUUUUUCUUUUCCAACUUCAAAGCAACGUAAGAGCAAGGAGGAGUCAGAUGCUUCUGCUUCACAUUCGUCUUCUUCAGGAAACGUUACAACACAGAUAGCUGACACAUCUCAUCUCAUGACAUUGAAGAUUGUACUUGGAGUUGCUCUUGUGUCUGUCAUUAUAGGUAUCAUUCUUGGUAAAAAGUAUUGAAGAUUCUUACUGGUGUGUCAUUGUUUUUUUGGUGUGUCAUUGUUUUUUUUCUUCUUUUUAUGUAUGAAAGAUUUCUUGUGGUUUGGGUUUGGUGUGUUUUCUUGCUUUUACCAUCGUUUUUAUUAUUAACACUUUCAUGUUUGCCAAGUAAGGCCACUUUUUCUCUUCCUC
This is a messenger RNA of Raphanus sativus (radish), 2924 nucleotides long. RefSeq lists its product as uncharacterized. The transcript is spliced from 4 exons. Bases 648 to 2753 code for a protein of 701 amino acids. NCBI's taxonomy places the organism in Eukaryota, Viridiplantae, Streptophyta, Magnoliopsida, Brassicales, Brassicaceae. The record is from RefSeq and is a predicted model, not a curated record.